AUGUUAAAGGGGGAAGGGUGGUCCAUCGACCUGUUCAGUGGCGCUAAGUACGUGCUGGUAGUCAAGGACGACCUUACCCACUACUGCGAGCUCAUUGCAUGCGAUGGUCUCACGAGCCAGAGAACGCAUUUUAAAAACGUGGCCAUGAAGGCGUUGGCCCACAAGUUCAAGCGGAUGAACCGCGACAUCCUUCAAGUGAUGCAGGUCAUACUGCGAGAGUGCCAGCUAGCUGAACAAGGUGGUCCAAGCCAACCUCAACCAAACACAGGCCGCGUCACGGGCGAGCAAGUCGCCUAUGGAGCUGUUUACGGCUUUAAACCCGGUGAAUGUCGUCGUGGUGGGCAUGAACAAGGAACUCUGAGAAAGCGAUUGGAUAUCCCCAAGAACCUGGACAAGCUGCGUGCUAGCCUGCAAGUCAUGCACAAAGAACGGUGCAAUGUCAGCGAAGGCGAUUUUGUGCUCUGGUCCCGCGUCGACGAACGAUACCAUCCCAAGCUGCUCGUAACCUGGACGGGCCUCUACCGAAUCAAGGAAGUGGGCGAAUUCUCCGUCGUGCUGGAGCAUCUGGUGACUCUCGAGCUGCGGGAAGCCCACACGUCGAGAGUCAAGCUCUACAUCGAAUACAGCUUUGAAGUGACUGAAGAGAUCCUUGAACACGUUUCCGAGCAAGGGAUCAUGCUGAAGGAGCCGCUGCAGAAGCUCAUGCAUGAACGCCUGGCCAUGGUGAGGAACUACGUUGAAGGCGUGAAGAAAGCGAGGGAGCGCGAAGAACUAGCGAUGCCCAGUGUGUCCGACUUGGGCGUCAUCACCAUCCCUGCCGGACGGUUCAACUUCAACUCCCAGACCAAAGCGGACUGCCGACUCAAGUUCCGUUUCGGUAAGACCGACAUCCCCGAGCUCGCACGCCUUCUUGCCCCCCCCGAUCCCUUCAUCACCAAGGCCCGCUACCACGCGACUGCUGUCGAGGCCAUUUGUAUCAUGCUCAAUCGCCUGGCGUGGCCUCAUCGUCUUGGCUCCAUGGUUCAAAUAUUUGUUCGUAGCAGAGAGGCGUUGUUUGCACUUUCAAACGCGGCAAAGCUAUAUGCGUAUGAGCGAUUCGGCCAUCUCCUCGACUGGGACUAUCAGCGGCUCGACAGCCAUUGGAUGCAGCGCUACGGUGACGCCAUUUACAUGCAAGGAGCCCCUCUCAAGACCUGCAUUGGACUUAUUGACGGCAUAGUUCGGGGAUUUGUCGUCCAAGCAAACCAGCGCAAAAGCGCAAACAUGCCCUCAAGUACCAAGCUGUAA
Aphanomyces astaci is the source of this 1287-nucleotide messenger RNA. RefSeq lists its product as hypothetical. Bases 1 to 1287 code for a protein of 428 amino acids. The record is from RefSeq and is a predicted model, not a curated record. The transcript is spliced from 8 exons. Lineage: Eukaryota; Oomycota; Saprolegniomycetes; Saprolegniales; Verrucalvaceae.